Molossus molossus (Pallas's mastiff bat) is the source of this 1008-nucleotide messenger RNA. RefSeq names its product taste receptor type 2 member 43-like. Gene Ontology annotation, biological process: sensory perception of taste; G protein-coupled receptor signaling pathway; detection of chemical stimulus involved in sensory perception of bitter taste. Gene Ontology annotation, cellular component: membrane. Bases 91 to 1008 code for a protein of 305 amino acids. Lineage: Eukaryota; Metazoa; Chordata; Mammalia; Chiroptera; Molossidae. The transcript has a single exon. The record is from RefSeq and is a predicted model, not a curated record. Gene Ontology annotation, molecular function: G protein-coupled receptor activity; bitter taste receptor activity.
AAUCAAGAUCAGCUGCAAAUAGAACUUAAAGUCAGUAUAGUAAAGGAAUCACGACCAGUGAUACUAGAUUUGGCCUUUUUUUUUCUAGACAUGAUAAAGUUAUUACCAAGCAUUCUUUCCUUCCUUGAAAUAGUGGAAUUUGUUCUAGGAUAUUUUUCCAACAGCUUCAUAGCACUGGUGAACUGCACUGACUGGGUCAAGAGACAAAAGCUGUCCUACACUGACCGAAUUCUCACUGCUCUGGCGGUUUCCAGAAUUAUUUUGCUGUGGGUAACAGUAUUCAAUUGGUAUGAAACUGUGUUUGAUCCAGCUUUCUGUAAUUCAGAAUUAAGAGUUAUUGUUCAUAUUGCCUGGGUAGUAAGCAACCAUUUUAGCCUCUGGCUUGCUACUAGCCUCAGCAUAUUUUAUUUGCUCAAGAUAACUAAUUUCUCCUGCUUUUCUUUCCUUCACCUAAAACGGAAAGCUAAAAGAGUGGUUGUCAUGAUGCUGUGGUGGUCUUUGGUCUUCUUGAUUUGUCAUCUUGCAUUGGUAAGUGCAGAUGAAAAAAUGCAGAUGAAUGAAUAUGAAGGAAACGUCACUUGGGUAACCAACUUGAAGAACAUUGUACAUCUUGCACAUGUGACUGUAUUAACGUUUGUAUACUUCAUACCAUUUACUAUAUCCUUGACAGCUUUUGUGCUGUUAAUCUUCUCCCUGUGGAAACAUCUCAAGAGGAUGCAGAUCAGUGGGAAAGGAUCCCAAGAUCCCAGCUCCAAGGUCCAUGUAAGAGCCAUGCAAACUGUGAUCUCCUUUCUUUUGCUAUUUGUCAUUCACGUCCUGACUCAAAUGAUCAGAGUUUGGAGUUCUAUUACUCUGCCAAACAAUUCAGUUCUCAUGCUUUUCCAGGUUCUUGGCAUCUUGUAUCCUUCAGGCCACUCACUGAUCCUGAUUUGGGAGAACAAGAAGCUGAGACUGGCCUUUCUGUCUUUUCUGUGGAAGCUGAGGUGCUGGAUGAAAAAAAGGAAAUAA